UCCCGGCGCUCUAGCCACACCCAGGGAAGUCGGUGUCCUCACCUUUUAGAGCCCGCGCCUCGGUUCCUGCGGACGCUUCCCGUGCUCUCGGCUCUACCACUGUCCACUGCCAUCCCGCCGCCCACCAUGGCCCUCCUGCACUCUAGCCGUGUCCUCUCCGGGGUGGCUGCCGCCUUUCACCCAGGCCUUGCGGCCGCAGCCUCUGCCAGAGCCAGCUCCUGGUGGACCCAUGUAGAAAUGGGACCCCCAGAUCCCAUCCUGGGAGUUACUGAAGCCUUCAAGAGAGAUACCAACAGCAAAAAGAUGAACCUGGGAGUUGGUGCCUACCGGGAUGAUAACGGGAAGCCUUACGUGCUCCCCAGUGUCCGGAAGGCAGAGGCCCAGAUUGCUGCAAAAAAUUUGGACAAGGAAUACCUGCCCAUCGGGGGACUGGCAGAAUUCUGUAAGGCUUCUGCAGAGCUGGCCCUGGGUGAGAACAACGAAGUGCUGAAAAGUGGCCGGUUUGUCACCGUGCAGACCAUUUCCGGGACUGGAGCCUUAAGGAUCGGAGCCAGUUUUCUGCAACGGUUUUUUAAGUUCAGCCGAGAUGUCUAUCUGCCCAAACCGUCCUGGGGAAAUCACACGCCCAUCUUCAGGGAUGCCGGCAUGCAGCUACAAGGUUAUCGAUACUAUGACCCCAAGACUUGCGGAUUUGACUUCAAGGGAGCCAUAGAAGACAUUUCAAAAAUCCCAGAGCAGAGUGUGCUCCUACUUCAUGCCUGCGCUCACAACCCCACGGGCGUGGAUCCGCGUCCGGAGCAGUGGAAGGAAAUCGCCACAGUAGUGAAGAAAAAGAAUCUCUUUGCGUUCUUUGAUAUGGCCUACCAAGGCUUUGCAAGUGGUGAUGGAGAUAAGGAUGCCUGGGCCGUGCGCCACUUCAUCGAGCAAGGCAUUAAUGUUUGCCUCUGCCAGUCCUAUGCCAAGAACAUGGGUCUCUAUGGUGAGCGUGUGGGAGCCUUCACUGUGAUCUGCAAAGACGCUAAUGAGGCCAAAAGGGUGGAGUCCCAGCUGAAGAUCCUGAUCCGUCCCAUGUAUUCCAACCCACCACUCAAUGGUGCCCGGAUCGCAGCAACCAUCCUGACCUCUCCAGACUUGAGAAAGCAAUGGUUGCAGGAAGUGAAAGGCAUGGCCGACCGCAUCAUCAGCAUGAGGACCCAGUUGGUCUCCAACCUGAAGAAGGAGGGGUCCUCCCACAACUGGCAGCACAUCACCGACCAGAUUGGCAUGUUUUGUUUCACGGGCCUGAAGCCCGAGCAGGUGGAGCGGCUGACCAAGGAGUUCUCGGUCUACAUGACAAAAGAUGGUCGCAUCUCCGUGGCAGGGGUCACCUCUGGCAACGUGGGCUACCUUGCCCAUGCCAUUCACCAGGUCACCAAGUAAUUACCAGGGUGCAAAGGGACAGAGACCACCUUCCCAUCAGCCUUUGUUCUCAUGAGAGUCACGUGCGCAGGAGAAGGGGGGUGGAUGGUGGUGAGUAGAUCAUGUUUCCAACCACAGUGCAUAAGGCUCAGCGAUUGAAUGUGUUCCUCGGAAAAGAGGCAGGGCAGAGGCUUCCACGGCUGGUGUCUGGAACUUUGUUGGCUCCAAACCAAACUCUCCUUCAUCCUUCUGUCUCCAACUUGUCUGAAAGAGUUUACACAUGCAAGAAAAUCAUGUCAGCACCAAAAACCUGUCAGCCACGGCGUUGGAAUAGAAGCUUUACUGAAGCAUCCGGUGGUGUCGGGGGCUCACCUCUGGACCCAGCUGAGACCGCUCACAUUAGGGGUUGUGAGGAGAAAACCUAGUUCCGUCGUUAACCGUUGUCCUUGUGUUUGUCCUCCCAGAAUGAGCAACUGUGUCAGCAGCUCACAUUACAGGAAUUCUGCUUUACAGAAACCAAGUCUGCUGCCCCUGCAGUGAGGGCAGUAAAAGAUGCUGUCUGUCAGCCUGUCUCCCUCUUGUCAUUGCUGUCUGUAGCCUACAGCUUCAUCCCGGGCUGCUGGAUUGACCAUUAGCUUUAUCCUGUCAGGAUCUGUGUAGGAUGGAGAACGUAGUUUCCUGUUCAUGCCAGACCCUCCUUUCUCAGCCAAGAGCCAUGGAAGAGGGGGAGUCUGCACCUUAAUUUGAGUGUCCCCCUUCAGCGAUUGACUUGAUCCUCCCGGGAUGGGCCUCUGCCCAGCUGGACCCCUUCCCUCAUCCUGGCUGCACAGCCUGUCUCCUCACAUGCGCCAGACAGUGCAGGGCAGGAUCAGGAGAUAUUCUGGGGUCUGUGUGCUGCCAGCCCGGCUCCGACUCCGCCCUUUGGAAAGAUAACCACCAUCUGCUCUAAUCAUGUAGACUUACUGCCGCCUGGUUUCUCUGUUACAAUAAAAUUACUGUAGACCCA
Microtus oregoni (creeping vole) is the source of this 2404-nucleotide messenger RNA. RefSeq names its product glutamic-oxaloacetic transaminase 2 (gene Got2). Gene Ontology annotation, cellular component: mitochondrion. NCBI's taxonomy places the organism in Eukaryota, Metazoa, Chordata, Mammalia, Rodentia, Cricetidae. Gene Ontology annotation, molecular function: L-aspartate:2-oxoglutarate transaminase activity; pyridoxal phosphate binding. The coding region runs from base 127 to 1419 and encodes 430 amino acids. The record is from RefSeq and is a predicted model, not a curated record. Gene Ontology annotation, biological process: L-aspartate catabolic process; biosynthetic process. The transcript has 10 exons.